GUCGUCGCUUAAGUGUUUUGUAAGGUGAUCGCAGUGGUAGCCGCGAUUGGCCGUUGAACAUACUUGGCAAUGAGUUAUGCAUAAUUAUCCAAUUGAGAUUCAUAACUCAGUACAUCAGCGUGUGACUGCGCGCGUCGCCUCGUGGUUUCAUUCGUAUUUUAGGUGGUAGGACCUAGCGGAUCCAUAAUACGCUCGUGCCAGAGAUCAGCCAAGUCCUCCGUAUCUUCCUGAUCAAAUGACGAGAUGCCGACUGCUCUAUUUGCUUCUAUUAGCGGCCCUAAUGAUAAGCACAGAAGCAGCGAAGGGCGGCGGUGGUAGAGGGAGAGGCCGCGGCCGAGGAAGACUGUUCGGCUCGCGAAUGCAUAUCCUGAUACCCAAUCGAAAUCCUGCGAGUACGCACUAUUACGAGAACAAGGAUGGUGCCAAGAUCGUGAAGGCAUCCCACUUCGAACUGGACUACAUGCUGGGCAGAAAGAUCACGUUCUUCUGCAUGGCGAUCGGUGUCCCAAGACCGGAGAUCACCUGGCUGAAGGACGGGAUCGAGUUGUACCAUCACAAGUUCUUCCAGGUGCACGAGUGGCCUGUUGGUAAUGACACGAUAAAGUCGAAAAUGGAGAUCGACCCUGCAACGCAGAAGGACGCCGGAUAUUACGAGUGCCAGGCGGACAAUCAGUACGCCGUCGAUCGCAGAGGCUUCAGAACGGAUUACGUCAUGAUCUCGUAUUAAACGUUUUCCCUGAUGGGUAGCUGCGCGAUCGCCAUAGUAUUAGAACGAAUAUCUUGUGUGAAAAUAGAUAUAGACAGUUUGUUAUUGAUUUGUUACAUGAUAGAUUUUUAUUUGAUAAGCAGUUAGUUUAUAUACUCGAUAAAGCUCUGAUCCAAAUUAAUAAGGGAAAUAGCCCAGUAAAACCAGUUAAACAACAUCCAGUAAA
Mycetomoellerius zeteki is the source of this 932-nucleotide messenger RNA. RefSeq names its product immunoglobulin domain-containing protein oig-4. The record is from RefSeq and is a predicted model, not a curated record. NCBI's taxonomy places the organism in Eukaryota, Metazoa, Arthropoda, Insecta, Hymenoptera, Formicidae. The transcript is spliced from 4 exons. The coding region runs from base 236 to 727 and encodes 163 amino acids.